AUGCCAUCGUGUCACUGCAUCCACAGACCUCUCUCACCCCAACGACAACCCCCUCCCAAGAGUAGCAGAAGCCCCACCUCCCCCCAGAACCAGAGCACCUCCUCCUCCAGAGUAGCAGAACCCCCACCUCUCGCCAGCCCAGAACCGCCACCUCUGCCCAGUUCAGAACCAGAAUCCCCACCUCACCCCAGUCCAGAACCAAAACCCCCACCUCUCCCGAGAACCAGAAGCCCCACCUUUCCCCAGAACCAGAACCAGAAUCCCCACCUCCCCCCAGCCCAGAACCAGAAGCCCCACCUCCUCCCAGAACCAGAAGCACCACCUCUCCCCAGCCCAGAACCAGAAGCACCACCUCCCCCCAGAACCAGAAGCAGAAGCACCACCUCCUCCCAGAACCAGAAGCCCCACCUCUCCCCAGAACCAGAAGCCCCACCUCUCCCCAGCCCAGAACCAGAAGCCCCACCUCUCCCCAGCCCAGAACCAGAAUCCCCACCUCCCCCCAGCCCAGAACCAGAAGCCCCACCUCCUCCCAGAACCAGAAGCACCACCUCUCCCCAGAACCAGAACCAGAAGCACCACCUCCCCCCAGAACCAGAAGCAGAAGCACCACCUCCUCCCAGAACCAGAAGCCCCACCUCUCCCCAGCCCAGAACCAGAAGCCCCACCUCUCCCCAGAACCAGAAGCCCCACCUCUCCCCAGAACCAGAAGCCCCACCUCUCCCCAGCCCAGAACCAGAAGCACCACCUCACCCCAGUCCAGAACCAAAACCCCCACCUCUCCCGAGAACCAGAAGCCCCACCUUUCCCCAGAACCAGAAGCCCCACCUCUCUCCAGAACCAAAAGCCCUACCUCUCUCCAGAACCAAAAGCCCUACCUCUCUCCAGAACCAAAAGCCCUACCUCUCCCCAGCCCAGAACCAGAAGCCCCACCUCUCCCCAGCCCAGAACCAGAAGCCCCACCUCCUACCAGAACCAGGAUCCCCACCUCACCCCAGUCCAGAACCAAAACCCCCACCUCUCCCGAGAACCAGAAGCCCCACCUUUCCCCAGAACCAAAAGCCCUACCUCUCUCCAGAACCAAAAGCCCUACCUCUCUCCAGAACCAAAAGCCCUACCUCUCUCCAGAACCAAAAGCCCCACCUCCUCCCAGAACCAGAAUCCCCACCUCCCCCCAGCCCAGAAGCAGAAGCACCACCUCCUCCCAGAACCAGAAGCCCCACCUCCCCCCAGCCCAGAACCAGAAUCCCCACCUCCUCCCAGAACCAGAAGCCCCACCUCUCCCCAGCCCAGAACCAGAAGCACCACCUCCCCCAGCCCAGAACCAGAAGCACCACCUCCCCCCAGCCCAGAACCAGAAGCACCACCUCUCCCCAGAACCAGAAGACCCACCUCUCCCCAGAACCAGAAGACCCACCUCUCCCCAGAACCAGAAGACCCACCUCCACCCAGCCCAGAACCAGAAGCCCCACCUCUCCCCAGAACCAGAAGACCCACCUCUCCCCAGAACCAGAAGACCCACCUCCCCCAGAACCAGAAGCACCACCUCUCCCCAGAACCAGAAGCACCACCUCUCCCCAGAACCAGAAGACCCACCUCUCCCCAGAACCAGAAGCCCCACCUCUCCCCAGCCCAGAACCAGAAGACCCACCUCUCCCCAGAACCAGAAGCCCCACCUCUCCCCAGAACCAGAAGCCCCACCUCUCCCCAGCCCAGAACCAGAAGCACCACCUCUCCCUAGCCCAGAAACAGAAGACCCACCUCUCCCCAGAACCAGAAGCCCCACCUCUCCCCAGAACCAGAAGACCCACCUCUCCCCAGAAACAGAAGACCCACCUCUCCCUAGCCCAGAAACAGAAGACCCACCUCUCCCUAGCCCAGAAACAGAAGACCCACCUUUCCCUAGCCCAGAAACAGAAGACCCACCUCUCCCUAGCCCAGAACCAGAAGACCCACCUCUCCCUAGCCCAGAACCAGAAGACCCACCUCUCCCUAGCCCAGAAACAGAAGACCCACCUCCCCUCAGCCCAAUAUGACCUCUGCUGA
This is a messenger RNA of Salmo salar (Atlantic salmon), 2043 nucleotides long. NCBI's taxonomy places the organism in Eukaryota, Metazoa, Chordata, Actinopteri, Salmoniformes, Salmonidae. The record is from RefSeq and is a predicted model, not a curated record.